AUGACUUUCGUUUCUCAGGACAUGAGCGUAGACAGUUUCUCUCAGAAGACGAUCAAGAGGGAAUAUAUUACGCCUCGCAAAGCAACCGCCUUCCGCCAGCCGUGUGCUACUAUCCUGCCAACUUCUCUUCCGAGGGAUGAUGGUCGCAAUCGCCUACCUCUACAGGACUCGAAGAACUUCUCAUGGUUGUCCCCGAUGUCAAUGAGUUCGACUGCAUCGUUUCCGGCAGACCUGAAUGACAUUUGGGAUCCUCCCGAGACGCCCUCUGGCAAGUCAAGCGUAGCCUCUUCACGCAAUAUCCUGACGCCUUUGACACCCCCUACACCCUCUGGGUCUUCCAAAAUGCUACACUUCACUCCAGUUUCCAAGCUUUCGUUUGGUGUUGAAGUCGGUUCAGUGACCAAGCAACGAGUUUCCGGACAGGAGGAUGUGGCACCGCAGGAUGAUCUUGUCCGGCCAUUUAAGAUUUUUCGAAACCUCACAUUCGAGCUCGAAGCAAUUUCCCAGAAGAGCGUUGCAUCUUCUUGCGUGAAAUACAACAUCAACCCUUCAUUUGUGUUCACCAACGAUUCCGUCAGUUCGCGCACACGCUCCAAGACCGGCAGCAAAGCACCAGUGACAUCGGCCAUACAUGCUGCACUUGAUGAAAAAAAGAGCAACAUCGGAAUCACCAGUACCCCGCCGUCGCGAACCACAUUUUGGAAGCUAUUGGAACAAAUCACACCACACAAUCUUUAUAGGAGACUGGCCAGUGAAUCGACGAAGUGCGUUGCAUCGCUUGUGGGAAAUCCUUCCGUACGGUGCAAGAAUUCUAAGCGAUCAUCCCGAGAUGUUGACAGCAUUUUGAAGAAGCUGGGACGAUGUGGGACUCACGAAGACUACUUUGGCAUGCUAGGCCAUAUCGAGGAGCUUGUAGAGUUAGUCAUGUGCGGCACCCACCGAAAUACGGUGCUUCAACAACCCAAAGCUGAAUUUAGGAUGGCGCAAUUGCGUAGCCGAGUUCAAGACAUUGGAGAAAUGACGCAAUUGGAUCGCUCGACUCUUGCGCGAUGGGUCGAUGCAAUUUGUAACCCAGACGCGCCUGAAGAUCACGAUCCCGAGCUCCACACCAUCGCGACCGACCCCAAGCCAGCUACACAGCCCAAGAUAGUUCUAAAACCCGUAUCCAAGGUUCAUUCUGUUGUGGCCACAACGCAGGUCUCCUUCUCAUCGAACUUCAUACCCUAUCAAUCGAUAAAGUCCAAGAAACUCUCCGUCUUCGAUGCUGUACAUGAGAAGGCUACUGCUCCGUUAGGGGUAAUAGCUCAGAAACCGGGUUUCGUAUACCUAUUCUGGGACAAAGAGUAUUUCGGCAUGGUCAAGAUUGGUUACACUAAAGAUCUUACCAAACGGCUUGCGAGUUGGAAUAAAGAAUGCGGCCGCGAACAUGUCUACCAUUCUAGUACGGAAUGUCAGGUGGAGAUACCUCAUGCGCAUCGCGUCGAGCAGCUUGUACACGCUGAGCUGAAGGAAUACAGGAAAAGAAGGCAAUGCGAAGGUUGUGGGAAAAUGCACAAAGAGUGGUUCGAUGCCGCCCAAUCGCACGUAGUCAAGGUUUUGAGGAAGUGGCGAGAGUGGAUUCUACAAGAGCCGUAUAUACAAGUCGAAGAGUCGGGGGAGUGGGUGCUCAAGCCCGAAAUGCUCAGUUCUCUCGACCGCAUGUGCGAGCCGCUGCCUCAAGAGGUGAGUAUCCAGAAACCCCCGAAAAAGAGUGGAGGUCUACAGCGUGCGCAAAAGAAGAAGAAGGGGCCAAAAUGGACAAGGUAA
Messenger RNA from Alternaria atra, 1806 nucleotides. RefSeq lists its product as uncharacterized. The record is from RefSeq and is a predicted model, not a curated record. NCBI's taxonomy places the organism in Eukaryota, Fungi, Ascomycota, Dothideomycetes, Pleosporales, Pleosporaceae. Bases 1 to 1806 code for a protein of 601 amino acids. The transcript has 2 exons.